CAUUGAAAUUAUUAAAAAAAAAAAGAAACCACAGAAAGUCUUCUUUUUCAAAAAAAAUGGAAAUUUCGAAUUUAUUAGCACUCACCACCUCCUCCUGUGCUUGUCUUAAUCCAUUUUUAAAAGGGAUUUGUCUCAUCUUUGAUCCUAGGGUUUCUGAGAUUUCUCGGGUUUCAGAAAUCUCGACCGCCUUACGUGGUGAAGGUUUUCUUAAUUUCUUCCGGUUUUUUCCAGCAUUCCAAGAUUCUUGUUGGAGACAAUGACGGUUCUCUGAAACUGCUUAUUAGUUUAUUAGCUAAUCAUCUGUACUUUUGGGGCUUUUCUUAAGCUUUAAGGUACUUCGGAAAUGUGGUUUGGAGCUUUUCCAGUUGUUUAGAAAGUUUGAGAGAUGGUGCUUUAUGAGUAAUGAAGGCCUGCAGAUCUUAUAAGACUUGAAGCGUGCACUUGAAUGCUGUUUUAAGGUGCACGAGGCGCGACUUCAUUCAAAGCUUUGCAGUGUUUCAGAAAUCCUGAAGUUGGCGGGAAAUGUACGUGGAGCUUUCUGUUGGUCGAGACAGAAACGGGGCUACAGCUGUCGCUUUUCAAUGGGAAUCUCGUGCUAAGUGUUUUGAGCUUGCUUAGAUUUCAUACAUUGUGCCGAGGGGAGUUGCAGGAGAUUUCUAAAGAAGGAAGCCGGAUCCAGAGGAAAAAGUAUUCUCAUUAUUCUUCGAACGAGGAAGUUCUGUUUCUGUAAAGGGAACUUUUUUCUGCUGUGAAUCUAGAGUUGAAGUACUGUUCUAGAUCCAAGUUGUGCUUCAGGAGGAAGAAACCGAUCUUUGAAACGCUUUGAGCAAAAAAGAAUCUGGGUUGAUUAGUUUUUGAAGUGGAAAAGUUUGUUUGCAAAGAUCAGAAAGUCAGAUGGAUUUCUUUAAGGUGAAAAAGUUCAGGAAAGCUCAUAAGCCUGAUCCGGAGAAAGAUCAGGAGGAUAAGCCGGUGACCCCACCAGAGGAAAUGAAGACUGAGAAUGGAGAUGACUUGACUAAAUCGUCGAAGGUUGAUCCUGCAGCCGAAGCUGAGGAUGAUGAUGACGAUGAUUUUAUAACUAAGGAGGUGAAGAGGCGGCUGAAAGAGCUGAGAAGGAACAGUUUCAUGGUGUUGAUACCUGAGGAGUCAUGCGCUGAAGAAGAGGAAGAGGAGGAGGAAACAAGCUCAAGUGAGUGGAAGGAACCGGAAGUGGAAAAUGGUCGCCCAUGGUGUCGGUUUGAUACGGUUUAUGACAAGUACUGUGAGAGGAUGCUGUUCUUUGAUCGAAUGAGUGCUCAGCAACUGCAUGAAGCAGGAUCCCAACUUCCAAGUACUCCAUCACCAAGAUCUACACCUAGGAAGCUGACAUCUGCCCUUCGCAAUCUUUCUUUCAAAAAGCGGGAAGAACCACAAGAUGAUAGUGAUCACCUACAGCAGAAGCAGGAGAAUCCACUCCAAGAUCUUGAAACAGCAUAUGUGGCACAAAUAUGUUUAACUUGGGAGGCCCUUCACUGCCAAUACACCCAGUUGAGCCAGAAAGUCUCAUCCCAACCUGAAAGCUCCACCAGCUACACCCAUGCUGCUCAGCAGUUUCAGCAAUUUCAGGUUUUGUUACAAAGAUACAUUGAGAAUGAGCCCUUUGACCAGGGGAACAGGGUCGAAAUAUAUAUUCGAACAAGAAAUUCCUUGCCUAAGCUGCUUCAGGUUCCAAGUAUUCAAGUUCUGGACCAGAAAGAAUUUGAAGAAGAAUCAGAUUUGCCCGUCCUUGCCUCUGACCUAAUUAGGAUAAUUGAGGACUCAAUCCUGACCUUCCGCCUUUUCCUGAAGAUGGACAAGAAGAAAUCAAGUGCUCUUAGUCUAUUUGGAGGCCAAAACCAGAUAGAAAGCCCACUACAUCAGAUUAAAUCUUCUCUUGAAAAGAAAGAGACUAAACUGAAGGACAUUCGUAAAAAGAAGGGGUUGAAAAAGAAAUCUUGGCCUGCAACAUUUGAGGAAAUUGAACUAUUUUUCAGCCUCAUCGAUGUUAAAGUCAUAUCGAGGGUUCUUAGAAUGGUAAGGAUAAGCAAAGAGCAGUUAUUUUGGUGUGAAGAAAAGAUGAACAAGCUUGAUUUAUCAGGGGGUAAGUUGCAGAGAGAUGGGUCUUCGCUGCUGUUUCCAUGUUAAUGAUCAUGGUCUACCAUCUUGCAACAAAAAGUUUGAGUUCCUGCUCUCAAAAUCAUAUAUUUACUAUAUGUUUGAUCUAUACAUAUAGAUAAAUAUGUUACAUAUUGGUUCAUGUAUUUACUUGUGAGUCUGUAGAUACCAGUAAACCAGACAUACCAUGGCAAUAUGGGAUCUCUAUGGGAUGCUCUCUUUAUUUUGUAUCUCUCGGCCAAAUUCUUGGGCCAAACCCUUGUUCCCAUUUGUCCCCAAUAAUGAUGAUUACAAUUUAUAUUUUAGAAAAAAAAAUGUGGUAAUCUUUGUAGAA
Messenger RNA from Nelumbo nucifera (sacred lotus), 2467 nucleotides. RefSeq lists its product as uncharacterized. The record is from RefSeq and is a predicted model, not a curated record. NCBI's taxonomy places the organism in Eukaryota, Viridiplantae, Streptophyta, Magnoliopsida, Proteales, Nelumbonaceae.